CUCAAGUCUAGCAGGCAACAUCAUGAGCACUAUUUUCUUGUAGAUAGUAAAUUACCUGACUGAUUACUGACAAUCUGGAUUUUGGAUUUUGUGGGCUGCCAUGGAGUGCAGUGGCAAGGUGACGCCCCAGCUGAUGAUCACAGUAGGGACAGCUGUGAUUGGCUCGCUUCAGUUUGGCUACAACACUGGUGUCAUCAAUGCUCCUCAAAAUAUCAUUGAGAGCUUCUACAAUGAGACAUGGAGCAGCAGGUUUUCAGAGCCCAUCCCUCAGACCACUCUAACAGCUCUGUGGUCUCUCUCUGUGGCCAUCUUCUCUGUGGGAGGAAUGUUUGGCUCCUUUUCUGUCGGUCUCUUUGUUAACCGCUUUGGCAGGAGGAACUCCAUGCUCAUGGCCAAUGUGCUUGCAUUCAUUUCUGCAAUAUUUAUGGGGUUCUCCAAAUUGGCUGCUUCCUUUGAGAUGCUCAUUAUUGGACGUUUAAUUGUGGGUCUCUAUUCUGGCCUGUCCACUGGUUUUGUGCCCAUGUACAUUGAGGAAAUCUCACCCACAUCUCUCCGGGGAGCAUUAGGAACGCUGCAUCAGCUUGGUGUAGUGAUCGGCAUUCUCAUGGCACAGAUUUUUGGGCUUGAAUCCAUCAUGGGGAAUUCAUCCCUAUGGCCCCUCCUACUGGGUUUUACUCUGCUACCAUCUGUGCUGCAAUGUGUCCUGCUGCCUCUCUGUCCUGAGAGCCCCCGAUACCUCCUCAUCAACUGCAACGAGGAGAGCAAAGCCCGCAGCGUCCUAAUUAAACUACGGGGUACUGAUGAGGUGAGUGAGGAAAUGGAGGAGAUGAAGGAGGAGAGCCAGCAGAUGAUGAAGGAAAAGAAGGUGACCAUCCCUGAACUUUUCCGCUCCCCUGUGUACCGCCAGCCCAUCUUUGUUGCCAUCAUGCUGCAGUUGUCACAGCAACUGUCUGGUAUCAAUGCUGUGUUUUACUACUCAACUAUGAUCUUUGAGCGAGCAGGUGUGUCCCAGCCUGUCUAUGCAACUAUUGGCACAGGAGUGGUCAACACUGCAUUCACAGUUGUUUCUUUGUUUGUGGUGGAGCGUAUGGGCAGGAGACCCCUUCACCUCAUUGGUCUGAUGGGAAUGGCUGUUUCAGCAGUUUUUCUAACUGUGGCCAUGGCAUUGUUGGACCAGCUAAAGUGGAUGUCUUACAUUAGCAUUGUGGCCAUCUUCAGUUUUGUAGCUUUUUUUGAAAUUGGCCCUGGCCCCAUCCCAUGGUUUAUUGUGGCUGAACUCUUCAGCCAAGGGCCCCGUCCUGCUGCCAUUGCAGUUGCUGGUUUCUCCAAUUGGUCUGCGAACUUCUUAGUGGGGAUGUGCUUCCAGUACAUUGAGCAACUCUGUGGCCCCUACGUCUUCAUCAUCUUCACCAUCUUGCUGCUCGGCUUCUUCGUCUUCACCUACUUCAAGGUUCCAGAAACUAAGGGCUGCACUUUUGAUGAGAUUGCAGCGGGCUUCCGCCAGACUGCAGGUCAGGGAUCUGACAAGUACUCAGCCCCAGAAGAAUUCAACACCCUCAGGGGGGAUGACCCUGAUCUUUGAAAGUUUGUACAUGUAGGGAGCUCUGUUUUCCAUGUUUUAAAUAUUUCAUCCAUUAAUGUUAGAGCCAGUAAUCCACACUGUAAGGGCUUUCACACAGACUUACCGUGGGCUUGAUCUGUAGCACAGCAAAUUCUUGGUCACUAGUAAAAAUGACAUCCCAGUAGGCUUUCAAAAUGAACCAAGUGUCAUUUUGUGGCAGAAAAAAGCAAGGUUAAGUAUAUGGAAUCAUUAUAUACAAUCUUCUCCUUAUUAAUCACAGGAAAUAAAGUUUUGAACCUUUUUUUUUCCCCACACGUCUUUUUCAGUUUUGGAGUUAAUGAUAUAAGACAUUGGAUGGAUUGUUUCAUGUUUGAUAGGUGACAGAAAAUCUUGGUUGUGUGCUUUUUUAUAUAUAUUUGAUUUUGUUUAAUAAUUAAGACUUUAGUCAAACGUAAUAUGUUAGACAUAUGCUACAAAUGUGUUUACAAGUGUGUCAUACAGAAAAAACUUGUAACCCAUGAAAUUUAACAAAGUUUAAUAAUUGAUUUUUUGUCUUUCUGAGUUAUUAAACUAAUA
Molecule: messenger RNA, 2137 nt
Organism: Oreochromis aureus
Lineage: Eukaryota; Metazoa; Chordata; Actinopteri; Cichliformes; Cichlidae
Product: solute carrier family 2, facilitated glucose transporter member 1-like
Exons: 10
Coding region: 101-1582 (493 amino acids)
Biological process (GO): monosaccharide transmembrane transport; response to insulin
Cellular component (GO): basolateral plasma membrane; apical plasma membrane
Molecular function (GO): hexose transmembrane transporter activity
Source: RefSeq, a predicted model, not a curated record